CUUUCUUCUUGUCGCUUUCGCAAUGUCAGUUAACAAAAUGAUUUGUUUAUACAACAAGUAUAGCUUUCCUUGCUCCUAAAGUUGCCAAUUAUUGACGCUUGAAGAUCACUCAACAUCCUCGUCGGAAAAUCGGAGCUUCCGGCGUCCGUUCCGCUUCAGCAACACUAUCUCUCUCAAAGUUACUAGAGACUAGACGCUCUGAAGGUCCCGUGGCCGUGGAUGCGAAUCGAUGGCCGGGGUUGAGGAAGAAGGCGAGGUGGCGGCCCUGCGGGAGGCCCUGAGGCAGCAGGUGCAGGCCGUGGAGGAGCUGCGGGCGGAGCUGGAGGAGGAGCGGCAGGCGGCGGCGUCAGGAGCCGAUGAGGCACUGGCUAUGAUCCUGCGUCUGCAGGCGGAGAAGGCGGCGGAGCGUAUGGAGGCGGAGCAGUUCCACCGGGUGGCCAAGGAGCGGAUCCAGUAUGAUGAGGACACGCUGGCUUUCCUCAGGGCCGUCGUCUUCCACCAGGAGAUGGAGAUCAGCUCGCUCAACCGCAGGCUGCUCGCCGUCCACGCCACCGGGGACGAUCCCCUUUCGCCGGCAGUCGAUCUCCCCUGGCUGAGGAAGCUGGCCAAGAGCGGCGUGGCGUCCAGGAGGAACGCGUCCCUCCCGGCGGCACACCUGGAGGAGCUCUGCUCGGAGCUCGACGUCGUCGUCGACACGGACGCCGACAAGAAGAGGGUGGGCGACCGGAGGCCAGCAAGGACGGUCUCGGACAUCGGCGAGGUGAUCAGCAGGGAGAAGGAGUGGGCGACGAGACCCAAUCAGACGGCGCCAACGCCCAGGCUGUACCGGUCGGCCUCACACUCCCACGGCCUCCCCCGGCGCGCGACGUGCUGCUCCGCGCAGUGUGGCGUGCGCUCCGCAGGCCGGGCCUCGCCAGAGAUCAUCGCCGAGGAAGACGAGAAAUCGUGCAAGAGCAACGCCGCACUGGAAGCCGACAUCGAGCAGAUCAAGGCCACCGUGCUGUCUCUCCACACCGACCUCACAAAGCUAAGAGAAUCCACCUUGUCCAUGGCAGACGCACAUUCCCAGAUACUAGCCGAGAUCCACGCAAAGCUCGACGGCGUCACGCCGCGGCGACAGACGAACUUCGAACCAAGGUCUGAGCUGCUGCUGAAGAAGGCCACCAGAGGAGGCAGCAGCAACAGUUCUUCGUCUUCCAAGGAGCAGAGCUACCAAUACCAGUGGCAGGCUGACGUGCUGAUGAACCAUUUCAUUGAGGUACGUGGUCUCACCUUCUCUGCUACUACCGUUGUUAGACCUCUGAUGAAGGCCGCUGCAUCCAUGUCACUGUUUAGGUGCCUCUUGAUUUUGGGCUUGGCCGUCGCGAUUAGAAAAGUUUUGAUUAACUCCUAACGUGUAAGCAAUGCCAUGGUCAGUUCUGUCAGUGCAAAAUUUGUUUUUGCUGUUUUUAUUAGCUCUUUAUUUAAUCAGGCAUUGUAAUAAUAAUAUAUAGCAUCUCUUCUGAGAUGAACGAAAGGUGAAACAAUAAUUUGCGGCCUUUUUUUACCUCAUCGUUAUUAUUAUGUUACUUAAGAAACAUUCGGUAGCAUGCCAAAUCAAUGCACGACUGCUUGUUUGAAACCUGUUUUUCCUAUAAUGCACACGAUACGUGAGCCAACGAAGGAUUUUCAUUAUUUUUGAUCAUACGGGAUUUUUAUUAUUGUUUUUGUAGAUGGAUUUUAAUUGUUGUUAGCUUCAGGCUAUGAGGUAAUUGGCUUUUGGGUUGUUGGAUUGCGUCUUCUGAAUUAUCUGUCUCAACAGGCAGUGAUGUGCAUAACGUGAGAACUGAAGAUCUAAACGAUAUCUAUUGGUGGUGAAGAUUUUCAGGUGUGAGUAAAAGAUUGAUUAUUGCUAAAUUCUUUUUUUUAACCCUCUGUUGGCAUAUACAGCCAUCAGCCGUGAGACAAAAUCCCAUGUAUAAUGCUGUUAUUAUGACAAGAAAGAUAUAGUUUAUGUAAAGUUAUUGACGAUAAUUUGUAAAGGUCUUUAAUUAAAUAGAAAUGGUGAUAUUAUUGUUACUAUA
Zea mays is the source of this 2063-nucleotide messenger RNA. RefSeq names its product putative DUF593 domain containing family protein. The record is from RefSeq and is a predicted model, not a curated record. The coding region runs from base 230 to 1393 and encodes 387 amino acids. The transcript has 2 exons. NCBI's taxonomy places the organism in Eukaryota, Viridiplantae, Streptophyta, Magnoliopsida, Poales, Poaceae.